Messenger RNA from Tarenaya hassleriana, 948 nucleotides. RefSeq names its product splicing factor 3B subunit 4. Gene Ontology annotation, molecular function: RNA binding. The record is from RefSeq and is a predicted model, not a curated record. Lineage: Eukaryota; Viridiplantae; Streptophyta; Magnoliopsida; Brassicales; Cleomaceae. The transcript has 4 exons. The coding region runs from base 79 to 645 and encodes 188 amino acids.
CUCUUCUCCUCUUCAUCGUCUCUUCUUGCUCUCACUAGGGUUUCAGUUCGCACCGAUCAAAUCAAAGGCGUAGCUUCCAUGUCAGGCAAUUCCAACCGCACCGUCUACAUCGGCAACAUUGACGAGAGGGUCAGCGACAGGGUGUUGUACGAUAUCAUGAUUGAAGCUGGUCGAGUCGUAGAUUUACACAUCCCUCGGGAUAAAGAAACCGAUAAGCCCAAAGGCUUCGCGUUCGCCGAGUAUGAAACUGAGGAGAUCGCCGAAUACGCCGUCAAGCUCUUCUCCGGUCUUGUCACUCUCUACAACCGAACUCUCAAGUUCAAUAUAUCUGGGCAGGACAAGUUUCCGCCAAACUCGCAGUCUGCUGCGAUUUCGGGUCACAGGGCAGGGACCAGACCUCAUUCUCUGUCCUUGGAAAAUACAGAAAUGGUUAUGGGUAUGGCUCCGCAUUCAGAGAGGUUCUCUGCUGCCUCUCCUUUGUAUCCUCCUCCUCCUCCUAUGGAUUACUACUCUCAAGAACCGCCUCCGCCUGGGGUAUCACCUCACUCUAAUGGGUAUGGGCAUUUUCCGAACGGAGAGUACAGCAGGAGGGCUCUUGGUUCAACGCUGGAUAGCAUCAGUCGGUCCAGUCCGCGCUGGCAUUGAACUAAUCACUAACAUAACGUUUCUUGUCAUGGUUGAUUACCGGUAAUUCACUUCCUGAUGAUUGGAUAUAGGAAGGUGUCUGUGUUUUAGUGAUGCUUGUGGAUAGAAGAAGAGCAAAAUGGUAAGUCGGUAUUGACACACGGAUCCUGAACACGACCAGUGUUGGAUCGCACAGCAAGAACUCGUUCGUUAACUCUUGUGUAAAGGCAGAAUGUUUUUCAGGUUAAUGGUACAAAUCAUGUCACGAGACAUACGAUGUUCUCGCAAAUGGUGUAAAAGUAAUGAAAGGGUGCUUUUUCUACA